This is a messenger RNA of Symbiodinium pilosum, 537 nucleotides long. The record is from the annotation of a GenBank genome assembly. NCBI's taxonomy places the organism in Eukaryota, Dinophyceae, Suessiales, Symbiodiniaceae.
AUGAGUCGCAUUUGCGUCGUAAGUCUUUUGAUUCUUUUGGCCGAGGCCAAUCUGAGGGGCACUGAGGAGCAGAAAUGCGUUGGUCAGGGCAGCCCCUGCACUCCAACAUCGAAUCGUUGUUGCCAGGGGCCUGGGUUGAUGACAUGCCGCCUGCGUCCAAGCACCGCCGCAGGGGAUGAGGGCAUGGCCUACCAAUGUGGCGAGGAGUUUCCCAAGCAAUCACUGCCGGACGCAAGCUGCACGCCUGAAGGCCAAGAGUGCACAUCCGACCUCACCUGCUGCCAAGUGGACAAAAGCAGCCUGACCAUGACUUGCCAAGCAGACAACGGCCCGAAGAAGCGCCGAGUCUGUAAGGGCAAGAUUACAAACCUGGGUGCGGAAGCCUGCGUGUCGGAGGGGAACAGCUGCAACCCGUUGGAGAACAGCUGCUGCCAGGAAGAUCUUCAUGGCACGAAGGCACUGCGAACCUGCCAGCUCAAAUUCCUGGAGGCUCCUGGUGAGCACAGCAUGGCAUACCAGUGCGCCAAGGAGGCCUAA